Molecule: messenger RNA, 5913 nt
Organism: Ictalurus punctatus (channel catfish)
Lineage: Eukaryota; Metazoa; Chordata; Actinopteri; Siluriformes; Ictaluridae
Gene: apbb2b
Product: amyloid beta (A4) precursor protein-binding, family B, member 2b
Exons: 20
Coding region: 622-3267 (881 amino acids)
Biological process (GO): regulation of DNA-templated transcription
Cellular component (GO): cytoplasm; nucleus
Molecular function (GO): amyloid-beta binding; transcription factor binding
Source: RefSeq, a predicted model, not a curated record
UGGGGGAAUGAACGCUUCCUGUUGGCUCGUGCCCUGAUUGGCGCGCGCUCUUCCUGCGCGACAUCUGGAAGGGAGGAGAGACAGAAAAGGAGAGCGAAAGAUAGAGAGGACUAGAGAAGGAGAGAAAAGAGGACAGAACGACUGUGACUGUCUCCUGAGAAAUACGGCGCGGGUUCUCAGUAGAGACGCGGCGGUGGAAAACGUGGCUGAAACGCCGAGCGCAUGAGAUCACGUGCCGCUUCGAACCGUGAGCUUUUCUGCAGAUGGGAGAGCGGUUCUUACCGGGAACCUUCCAUACGUCGAGAAUUCAUAGCGUUGAGCCCCCUGUCUCGCAGUUUAAGGGUCUGGAGUUGCUGACUUGGGGGAAAAAGUGAGUCAGAGAGCUAGAGGGAGAGAGAGAGAGAGAGAGAGGAGUCAUGGAGACUGCAGUGUUUGGAAGAAGGACUAAAUCUGUUCUGGCUCUCGUGAGCAUUUCAGACGGAGAACUUCCUCUCACUCGUUCGGUUCGAGACUCGGACGACGCACCAUGGCCCGAGAGGCUCUGUGGAAACGCCCACAAUCCCUCGCUCUCUGAUUUUCAGCACCAACCUCCGGUGAUUAACAACAAAACCCUUCCAAGCCAUGAUGUCGGUCUGCGUGCCCUCUCCGCAUAGCUCCUCCACUUCCAUGGAUGCGGCCAACUGCAACGGACCUACUGUGACUCCACCCACCUCCCUCAGCCUACGCUCCUCCCACAACCAACUUCUCAGCGGUGACGUGGUCAAUCAGGGCCAGACCACGCCCCCGAAGUGUCGCAAGAAGUACGCACUAAUGAGCAUGCAGAGCGCCAUGGGGCUCGGUGACAACGCUGCGCCGCCUCCUUCAUCGUCCUCCUCGUCCUCUGUCACAGGACUAGGUAACGCUACCAAUCUAAAGCUGGCGAAGAACGGCGCGAACCGGCUACGCAAGGCGGCCGAGCUGCAAGACCAGAACAAAAACACGACGAACGAAGACGACGUGGAAGACUCGCCGGACUCGGACUGCGAGCCGGAAUUCAGCGUCAGCGGACAAACGGAGCCGGACGACUUCGAGCCGGCUAACGAGGACACGAGCGAUUUUCUCAACGACGAGGAUCGAGCCGAGGACUCGAACACGGACCCCUUCGAGGAGGAUUCCGACGAGCUGCUCAUCCUGUCGGAGAAAGCCGACCCCGUCAGGAAGUCCCCGCAGCUCCAGAAGGACAAGAUCUUACUGGAGUCGCACGGCGACGACCUUUCGCGGGACGAGCCCAGGGCGCGAGACCACGACGUCACGGUGCCACUGCUGAAGGACGAUUUCAGUCCGCCGUUAUUACGGAAACAGCGCAGCCCAGAGGACACGCCCCUUCUGUCUGUCGGCUCCUCCUCCGCCUCGUCCUCCCCGGAGACGAAGAAGGACAGGCCCCGGACCGGAGCGAAGACGGACCGCGCACUUCAUCGCAUCCAGAACCUUCCGCCUAGUGAUGAGGAGUCCAGCUGGACCACGCUGUCUCAGGACAGCACCUCACUGGGCUCGCCCGAGGACACAGAUAUCUGGGGAGAGCGGUCAUUCCAGACGGACCCAGACUUGCCCCCAGGAUGGAAGAUGAUGACGGACAUGGCUGGCAUUUAUUACUGGCACAUUCCCACCGGCACCACGCAGUGGGAGAGACCGGGCCCAUGCCAUCCUGCACCAAGCGUCCCUCAGGGAGACACACGCAAACACUCGCUGGGCUCGCUUUCUCCUUCACCCACACCUGACCAAGAGGCGUCUCAAGCGCAGGUGUUUUUCGGAGCGUCCUGUCGCUCAGACAGCACCACAUCGGAGAGCUCCGCCGACCCCGUCCCGCCCGCCCCCUCCUCCUCGACGUGUCUUGACCCCGCCCCUCUCCUCUCAUCAAACUCCUCCUCCGCUUCCUCCGACGCCACCAUUCCUUCCUGUGGGUUCGUCAACAGCUGCUACUUCCCUCGAUCCUCAUCACUGCAGAUCAUGCCAGAGAAGGACAAACACCCAGAGACCCAGCAUCGACAGGAGAAGAAACAGCCCUGGAGUGAUUUUGCAGUGGGAAAGAUUGAUAGUGAGGUCUGGAAGGAUCUGCAGGCUGCUACAGUGAACCCUGACCCCAGUCUGAAGGAGUUUGAAGGAGCUACUCUCCGCUAUGCCUCUCUCAAGCUUCGAAACCCUGCUCCUGUGGAGGAAGAAGAUUCCAGCAGUGUUAACAGUGACCCUGAAGCCAAGUGUUUUGCGGUGCGCUCUCUGGGCUGGGUCGAGAUGGCCGAAGAGGACUUGGCCCCCGGUAAAAGCAGCGUCGCCGUUAACAACUGCAUCCGACAGCUCUCCUACUGCAAGAACGACAUCAGAGACACAGUCGGCAUAUGGGGAGAGGGGAAAGAUAUGUAUCUGAUCCUGGAGAACAACAUGCUGAACCUGGUCGACCCGAUGGACCGCAGUGUCCUUCACUCUCAGCCAAUCGCAAGCAUCCGUGUGUGGGGUGUGGGGCGGGACAACGGCAGGGAUUUUGCCUACGUAGCACGUGAUAAAGACACACGGAUAUUAAAAUGUCAUGUUUUUCGCUGUGACACGCCUGCCAAAGCCAUCGCUACCAGCCUGCAUGAAAUCUGCUCCCGGAUCAUGGCAGAGCGUAAGAAUGCCAAAGCUAUGGCCGGAGGAUCUCUGCAGGACAGGAGCCACACGGGACUCGACGUCCCGCUGCAGGCAGAGUUCCCCACACCAAAGACUGAACUGGUGCAGAAGUUUCAGGUCCUGUAUGUUGGCAUGAUGCCAGUAGCCAGACCCAUCGGCAUGGACAUUCUAAACGGCGCAGUGGACAGCCUGAUGACAUCAUCAGCCCGAGACGACUGGAUCCCAGUGAUGCUGAAUGUAGCGGACGCGACAGUCACGGUCAUCAAAGAGAAGGAAGAGGAAGAGGAAGUCCUAGUGGAGUGCCGCGUGCGUUUCCUGUCGUUCAUGGGCGUGGGGAGAGACGUGCACUCGUUCGCCUUCAUCAUGGACACGGGCAGCCAGCACUUUGAGUGCCACGUGUUCUGGUGCGAACCCAACGCGGGCAGCGUGUCCGAGGCGGUGCAGGCCGCGUGCAUGUUACGAUACCAGAAGUGUCUGGUGGCGCGACCACCGUCGCAGAAGUCUUGCUCGCAGGCCCCGCCCUCCGACUCAGUGACGCGCCGGGUCUCCACCAGCGUCAAACGCGGCGUCCUGUCUCUCAUCGACACUCUCAAACAGAAGAGACCCGUCACGGAGCUGCCACAAUAGUCACACUCGCACACACACACUCGCAAACACACUCUCACACGUAGACUCGGCAUGCGUACACCCACUCCUGUUACUGUGGCAUCGGAAAAACACACUCUUCUAUAAACAGACACACACCGAUCGUGCUUCACCUCUAGCAUAACGUGGCUCCGCCUCCUCUGUGUCCAAUCACGUGUUAUGUGCUUAUCUGCAUGGGGUGACCACACCUCCGGCGCAUGAUACGAGACACCGUACAUGGUUUAGGAGAAGUGUGGAGCACCCUCCUGUGUGUGUGUGUGUGUGUGUGUGUGUGUGUGUGUGUGCAUGAAAAGCCAGACAGAUCAAACACUUAACCUCACUAGAGCUUCCUCUGUACAAUCCCAGCUGGCUGUAAGGUGUGUGUUUGUGUGUGUGUGUUUGUGUGUGUGUGUGUGUGUGAGAGAGAGAGAGAGCUGUAUGUGUGUACAUUGCUGCUGCUUCAUCAGAACUAUAGCAUCUUUCGAUGCUCUCAUUCACACAGCAUGCGUUCCUACUUCCUGUUUCACAGCCUUCAUCCGUGUCGAGAUGGACAGAGGAGAGGACAGAUUCAAAAUAAAUACUUUUUAUUUUAAAAAGCGAACAAACGAGAGACAACGCUGUGACGCUGAGUGUUGCCGUGUAAAUACAGAUCAAAGCUUUUCACCAAAAAAAAAAAACAACAAAAGACUGGGUUUGAAAGAGAAAGAGGCUGAUUUUGCAACUCCGCGUUUAAAAAAGAAAAAAAAGCCCGUGCUGACGGAUCGAACCCUUCGACGCCGAGAAAUGAUGUCCUGUGGAGUCGCUUAUUUUAUAUUGCCUCAGUGAAGAUGCCUUUUUUUUCCCUUCUUCUUUGGUUUCCUUUUAAAGCUUGUUUACGACUUGGACGCUGACGUGACGACGAAAUGGCAACAAAACCGCGCACGCGCUUAAGGCAUGUCCGGAGCGACGUUCGGACGCCGAGGAGCUCGGUUCAGCGUCCGAGCGCCGCUUCCAGGUGGUGAAAGGACGCGACAAUAAAGACACGCUCGUCCCGGGAGCCGAAUCGGCGUUCAAAGCGCACCUGUUAUGGUUUCUCAGAUAUUCCGUCUCGUGUAGUGUGUUAUCGACGUAGCUGUUUGUGAAUGUAAAAAGUUUCAAAGAUCAAAGCGCGGGACAGACGGAGUUAUCGACUCCUAAAAGAAGGAAUCGAUUCCGAACGGCUGAAUCGAGUCGUUAAGUGAUUCCGGACUUUACUUCCUGUACUAACCUACGUAGGUCUGUAACAAAAAGCCCCGCCUCUGCUCUUCAUCGGCUGAAACCCGUUACAGUAGUGGGCGUUUCCUUUUCGAAACACGCUGACAGCGGUAGACCAAUCACGAGAGACCGGGAAGUCAGACCAAUCAGAGCAGAGUACGCUCUCUGAAAGGAGAAGUUCAGAACGAAUCAUUUAGAACGGAUCAUUUAACGAAUCGUUUGUGACACUGGGGGGAAAAAAGGUAAUGAUGCAGUUUAAAUUAUGAGCACGUUAAAGUGUUUGUAGACCUCGGAUGCGUGUAUGAGACCUUUAAAACAAAAUUAGGCCCGUUUCAGAGCCGGAACCGGUGCGCUUUAACGCCUGACAUCAGCUUAUCUGUGAUCUGGAGUGCGUAGUCCUUCCUACCGUGUCAACUGUGGUCCUAAUCUCAUCACCGUGUCCGGUUUCGAGAUGUCACUUGUGUACGUGUGUGUACAGUAUCCAUAUAACACUUUGCAAGUGCAUAUCACAUCAUAAGCUAUGUUUUUUUUAAAAAAAAUACAUGUAUAUGUUAUUACGUGUUUAUUUUUUUUUCACGUAUAUGAUUUGCCUCCAGACGUCUCGUGAACACGUUCAACUCGCUGUACGUGGUGGUGUUAAACCGCCGGAGAGGAAAAGAGCGGGAGGAAAGAAUUUAUUUUACGGGUCUUCUAGAGACACUAGCCGUACGAGAGCUCGGGCCGUGAGCCGUAAGUGUCUAAUCUAUGCAUUCUUUUAGCUCGAGAGGAAAACGAAGCGAAAUCAGAAAUAAGAGAGACGCCUUUCGCGUCGCAUGUCGAGGGACAAUUUCAGAAGGACGUUGGCCCGGAACAGAACAGAUGAUUUUUAAAAUUUUAUUUAUUCUAUUUUAUAUCCGUACGUAACCUGCGCUCGGACGUUCUCUCGACCGUGGCUCGCACUAAAGAAAUCGCUCCACGACGAGAAAUAACGAAACCGGGUCGCUGAGCUAUUUUGGGGAGGGAACUGUUAUGAGGUAUUGUUGAAGUGGCUUCGAAAACACUUUGUUUUUACAUUUUGAUUUGUCGUUUUCGUCGGCCAUUUUGUUCUUCACACUCGAAUUCGACAUGUUUGACGCGUUUAACUGUUUUUCGUUUUUUUGCACAGCUUCCCCUCAUUUUUUUUCAGUGUUCUCACCGGACCUUGUUCCAAUCUCUGGAACAGGACCACAGAGGAGCGUGCAGAUUCACGGGAUUUAGAUUCAGUAGAGAUAUGACUUCCUGGGUACUCACACACACACACACACACACACACACACACACACUCACGCACACACAGUUGAAUUCUUGUGGAAACAAUGGCUUCUUCUCCUCUACACUACUUUGUACCCCCCAUACUAAAUGUAAUCUGUUGUGAGAAUAAACGGCAUAUCAGAAACA